AUGGCCAAAGUCACUGCUAACAAGAAACUGAAUGCUCCUGUAAAGGAAGUAAAAGAAGUACAAGCCAGUACUCAACUUGAAGAAGAGAUUCACACCGAGUCUUCUGAUGAAUCCGCUGAUGAUGCCACCUCUGGGAAGGAUGACGAUGUUGUUGAAGGUUUAAGUUCUGAUGAAGAAACAAACACUUCCACUCAUAACAUUAAAAAAUUAACUCCGAAGACUAAAACUAAAGAUAACAGCAAAAAAGCCACUGAUAUGUACUCAGGUAUUAUUUAUAUAAGCAGGUUACCUAAAGGAUUCCAUGAAAGGCAGUUGAGUAAAUAUUUCUCUCAAUUUGGUGAUUUGAAACAAGUCAAAUUAGCAAGAAAUAAAAAGACUGGUAAUUCAAGACAUUACGGUUUCAUUGAAUUUGUGAAUAAAGAUGAUGCAAAGAUAGCUCAAGAAUCUAUGAAUAAUUAUUUAGUAUUAGGUCAUUUGUUGAAGGUAGUUCUGAUGCCAAAGGAUACUAAAAUUGAAAAACUAUUGAAAUACAGACCAAGCAAGUUUUCACUGAACACUACAAAGAAAUCAGAAGAAGAAUUGAAGAAAAAUGCAAACAUUAAACAUGAAUUAAGACUGAACAAGUUAUCCGAAUCUGGUAUUGAGUUCAAGUGGUGA
Messenger RNA from Tetrapisispora phaffii CBS 4417, 657 nucleotides. RefSeq names its product rRNA-binding ribosome biosynthesis protein NOP15 (gene NOP15). The coding region runs from base 1 to 657 and encodes 218 amino acids. Gene Ontology annotation, molecular function: RNA binding. Gene Ontology annotation, biological process: maturation of LSU-rRNA from tricistronic rRNA transcript (SSU-rRNA, 5.8S rRNA, LSU-rRNA). The transcript has a single exon. The record is from RefSeq and is a predicted model, not a curated record. NCBI's taxonomy places the organism in Eukaryota, Fungi, Ascomycota, Saccharomycetes, Saccharomycetales, Saccharomycetaceae. Gene Ontology annotation, cellular component: nucleolus.